AUGACGUCGCUCAGUCAAGACAAAUGGAUCGGAUUGAUGCUAGCGUUGAGCUCCAGUGCCGCAAUUGGCACGAGCUUCAUUAUUACCAAAAAGGGCCUUAUGAGCGCUGCUGAACAUAGUGAUGGCCUUGCAUCCGAUCGACUGAGCUACCUGAGCAACCCAAUUUGGUGGGCUGGUAUGGCUACGAUGGUCGUGGGCGAAGUGGCGAACUUUAUUGCAUAUACGUUCGCACCACCAAUUCUGGUCACACCGCUAGGCGCCCUUAGUGUGUUGGUGGGUGCGAUCCUUGCCUCGUUCAUUCUCCAUGAGCGUCUUGGGCAGCUGGGCAUUAUUGGCUGUGCGCUCUGCCUCAUUGGUACAGUGGUCAUUGUUGUGAACGCGCCUGAAGACAAGGAGAUUCAAACGGUGGAUGAGAUCCUGUCAUAUGCAAUGCAAACACCGUUCUUGCUGUACUGUGCCUUUGUCGCCAUUUUCUCUGUAUUUAUGAUUGUCCGCGUGGUACCUCGCUAUGGCCGCAAGACCCCCAUUGUAUACCUCUCAAUCUGCUCGCUUGUAGGCUCCAUCUCCGUGAUGAGUGUUAAAGCGUUUGGAGUGGCCUUGCGUCUCACCUUCAGCGGUAACAACCAGCUCACGCAUCUGUCUACCUAUGCAUUUGGGUUGAUGGUUGUUUUUUGCAUUAUGAUUCAGAUGAAUUAUUUCAACCGUGCUUUGGACCAGUUCUCUACCAACGUGGUCAAUCCCAUCUACUAUGUUCUAUUCACAACUUCGACCAUCUUUGCCUCUGUGCUUCUCUUCCAGGGUUUCAACACAAGUGGGGCCGAAGCUGUGUCUCUGCUUGGCGGUUUCUUUGUUACUUUCAUCGGUGUCUACUUGUUGAAUAUCAACCGAAGUACGAAUGAGGAGGAGCUACCAAGCGCACACCAUGAUGCGACGCGUGGUUCUUAUGACCGAGUCCCUCGACCCUUGGAGCUUCGCGCGUCGCGAUCUGACUAUGAAAGGGAGUCACAGCCGUUUGUUCUUGACCAGGAUGAUGAGCCAGACACGGUCGAACCCGCAUACCCUAUGACGCAAUUCCACGACCGAUCGCCUGCUUCGCCUUGA
This is a messenger RNA of Malassezia pachydermatis, 1101 nucleotides long. RefSeq lists its product as hypothetical. The record is from RefSeq and is a predicted model, not a curated record. The coding region runs from base 1 to 1101 and encodes 366 amino acids. Gene Ontology annotation, molecular function: magnesium ion transmembrane transporter activity. The transcript is spliced from 4 exons. Gene Ontology annotation, biological process: magnesium ion transport. NCBI's taxonomy places the organism in Eukaryota, Fungi, Basidiomycota, Malasseziomycetes, Malasseziales, Malasseziaceae. Gene Ontology annotation, cellular component: membrane.